Molecule: messenger RNA, 510 nt
Organism: Helobdella robusta
Lineage: Eukaryota; Metazoa; Annelida; Clitellata; Rhynchobdellida; Glossiphoniidae
Exons: 5
Coding region: 1-510 (169 amino acids)
Molecular function (GO): RNA binding
Source: RefSeq, a predicted model, not a curated record
AUGGCCUUUGUAGAAAUUGUCAUCAGUGGAAAACACGCCUACGACAUUCAAAAACUUAAAACCGCUGUAUCACGAACAAAGACAACGGAUACCAACGUCUCGAUUCGCUCUAUAAUUCGGGAUGACGUCACCGUCCUACGCAUCGAAGGCCACCCAGAAAGCGUGGCCAGUGCGAAGGUCAAGGUCGUUGAAAUGCUGGAAAAACUUGAAAAUGAGGAGACUAAAGAAAUAACACUGGACCACAAACUGCAUAAAAAAAUCAUCGGUCAGAACGGGGAGCAGAUUAAACAGAUUAGUUCCAAAUUUCCAGAUGUGUCGAUCAAUUUUCCUCCGGCCAUUAAAAAAGGUGAUAUAGUAACGCUAAAAGGUCCUAAGCAGGAAGUGGACUUGUGCUGCAAAUACUUGGAAAUCUUUGCACAGGACUUGGCAAGUGAUGAUAAUGAUGUUUCCGAUGAUGAUUAUGAUGUUUCCGAUGAUGAUAAUGAUGAUCAUAAUAAGGAAUGGUCAUAA